CCACACCCCACCAUCAUCAAUCACAACAAACCCUAAGUCAAUCCCAAAAAUCCCCAAAUUCCAAUCUCAAAUCCCUAGAAAAACCCUAAAAAAUCAUGUCGAACCCAAAGGUCUUCUUUGACAUGGCUGUUGGUGGCCAACCUGCCGGAAGAAUCGUCAUGGAGCUGUACGCCGAUGUUGUUCCCAAAACCGCCGAGAAUUUCCGCGCACUCUGCACCGGAGAGAAGGGAAACGGCCGCAGGGGAAAGCCACUCCACUACAAGGGCUCCGCCUUCCACCGUGUCAUCCCCGGAUUCAUGUGCCAAGGAGGUGAUUUCACCGCCGGAAACGGUACCGGUGGCGAGUCAAUCUACGGUGAGAAGUUCGCCGAUGAGAACUUCGUAAGGAAGCACACUGGUCCAGGAAUCCUUUCCAUGGCCAAUGCUGGUGCCAACACCAACGGGUCACAGUUCUUCAUCUGUACCGAGAAGACCGAGUGGCUCGAUGGAAAGCACUGUGUUUUCGGUCAGGUGGUUGAAGGCAUGGACGUUGUUAGGGCUAUUGAGAAGGUUGGAUCUGGCAGUGGAAAGUGUUCUCGCCCUGUUGUCAUUGCUGACUGCGGUCAACUUUAAGGAUAGAAGAAGUAUGAUCCUAUCAUCAUCUACAACAUCGUCAUCGUCGUUUGAUGGUCCGGUCUUAGAUCUGAUCUUCGUCAAUCUAUCUGUCUGCUAGAAUAAUAUUGGUGGUUUGUUUUAGGGUUUUAGGAGAGAGAAAGUUCGAGAAGAGGAGAGAGAUUGUGAUCUAAAUUUUAGUUUCCCGUGUUUUUCAUUUUUUGUUUUGGUGCUGUUUGUUGAUGAUCAUGUUUCUCUUACUAAGGCAAUUGGGAUAAAUAAUUGAAAUUCUCUGGUUCAAAA
Molecule: messenger RNA, 893 nt
Organism: Spinacia oleracea (spinach)
Lineage: Eukaryota; Viridiplantae; Streptophyta; Magnoliopsida; Caryophyllales; Amaranthaceae
Product: peptidyl-prolyl cis-trans isomerase
Exons: 1
Coding region: 96-611 (171 amino acids)
Biological process (GO): protein peptidyl-prolyl isomerization; protein folding
Cellular component (GO): cytoplasm
Molecular function (GO): peptidyl-prolyl cis-trans isomerase activity; cyclosporin A binding
Source: RefSeq, a predicted model, not a curated record